Molecule: messenger RNA, 2451 nt
Organism: Eutrema salsugineum
Lineage: Eukaryota; Viridiplantae; Streptophyta; Magnoliopsida; Brassicales; Brassicaceae
Exons: 7
Coding region: 1-2451 (816 amino acids)
Biological process (GO): DNA integration
Molecular function (GO): nucleic acid binding
Source: RefSeq, a predicted model, not a curated record
AUGAGGCAGGAUGGGUCGAGCCCUGCUAUGACUGUGGGCCGAGCCCCUGAAGCAACAUGGAUCGAGCCGCAAGCCAAGCUGAAUCAGUUCCUUGCCUCCCAAGCCCUCAUCGAUGCUGCCCUGCGAACAAGGAUAGAUGACGUGAUCAUCGGCCUUGACAAAAUGUUUGAUGAACUCUCUGAGCAUGUGAAAACACUGGAGGAUCAGAGAACCAAAGCUAAUGACGUGUUGGAUCAGAGAAUAGAGCCUGUCAGGGAAGAACAAGACAAAAACAAGUUCAACAUUCGGCAAAACGAAAGGGAGCUGCAAACCCUAACCUUUAAGAUCUAUGACCUGGAUAAGGAGCUGAAUGAGAGCAAAAACCAGACCUACGACUACACAUUGGAGCUAUGGCAAGGCAUAGCAAAGCCUAGUCUAUGGAAUCACAUCACCGGCAACCAAACAGAGUCCUCAAAGAGCCAAGAUAAGGGCAAAAAUGUGGUGGAAGAUGAAGGGUCAAAUACUGUCAUCAUCGAAACUAUGAGCCCAGACGAAUCUAAAUGGUUUCAAGAGGAUCAGAUGGUGCUUUCUAUUCUCCAGAGCUCUCUUGAGCAAUCUAUCCUUGUUGCUUACUCAUUCUCUGAAAUAGCAAAGGAAUUAUGGGACACCCUCAAAGGUGUUUAUGGAAAUAUUUCAAAUCUCAGUCGCAUCUUCGAAGUUAAGAAGGCGCUGAAUACUCUUCAACAAGAGGAGAAGCCUUUCAAGCAGCAUUUUGGUGAAUUCAGGGCUCUCUGGUCUGAACUUGAAACUCUUCGUCCUCCUACAACAGAUCUUGCUACUCUCAAUGAAAGAUGUGAGCAAGAUCAGGUGUUUGGGGUCCUCUUCACUCUCAACAGCUCAUUCAAUGGUCUCAUCCAUCAUAUUCUCAGAUCGGACAAGCUCCUAAGCCUAAAUGAUGUGUGUAUCCAUAUCCAAAAGGAGGAAGGAUCCGUAGGUCUGUUUGGUAAGAAGAGUGAUCUUGUCUACAUCAACAAAGGUAUUUAUCAAAGGGUCGAUCGCAACAAGUUCCUGUGUGAGCACUACAAAAGGAAAGGACACCCCAAAGACAAAUGCUGGAUCCUUAACUCACAUCUCAAGCCUUCAAAUAUGCAGAGCUCGGGAAAUGCUUUAUCUGCAUCAACUACUGAAGAUGACAUGGUGAGGAGGUCUAAUCUUGAAUCUCUUCUCAAAAGCAUUGCUCCUCUCAAGGAAUCUGGUAUUGCGUUUCAUUCCCUUAAACCACAUAAACCUAUUAUCGUUGAUUCUGGUGCAUCUCAUCAUAUGAUUUGCGAUUCAAAACUAAUUAAAGAUAUUAAACCUGCAAUUGGCGAUGUUGUUGUUGCAAAUGAUACUCGUGUUCCUGUGAAAGGAGUUAGUAAUUUGAAUCUGUUUAACAAAAAUUCUAGAGCAUUCUAUAUGCCUGAUUUCAAUUCAAAUCUAUUAUCUGUUCAAAAGGUUACUAAAGAUCUUGAUUGUUUGGCUAUUUUCAGUCCUAAUGAUCUUUGGUUUCAGGAUACUAAGUCAGGAAAGAUUUUCGGAGACGGAUCUGUGAAGACUGGUCUCUAUGUUCUCGAUGAUCUUCAUAAUACUUCUAAUACUUCUACUUCUACUAAUAAUUUGCGGACUGAUAAUGGAGGUGAAUACAUCAGCAAUGAGUUCAAAGCUUUCACUGUUAAGCUUGGGAUCGUGCACCAGACAUCUUGUCCCUAUACUCCCCAACAAAAUGGUGUAGCUGAGCGCAAGAACCGUCAUCUUAUGGAAGUGGCUAGGACCAUGGUGUUCCACAAAAAUGUCCUAAAACACUUCUGGGGUGAUGCAGUUUCUACCGCCUGCUAUCUAAUCAACCGACUUCCAACCAAAUGUCUUAAAGACAUAUCACCUUAUGAGAUUUCCAUAGGAAUAAACUCCAACCUAAAAGCAUCAAGUGCAUCUUCGUCGGAUACUCUACGAUACAGAAAGGCUACAAGUCUAAAAGACUUGGGUUCUUCUGGUUCUGAUCUUGCCCAUAGCCUGAGGCUCCUACUUGAAAACCUCAACCUACCCAAGACAACUGAAGCGGUUCAGCCAUCCUCUUUACCACAAUCUGAAGAAAGUGAAUUUAAGGAGGAGUUAGAUCAAGUCGAAUCCAAUGCCGACGAACAAGAGAUGGUGAUUGAUCAUGUUGACAAUCAAAACCAGAGUACAGCCCUUCCUCAAAACAUCUCUGCAAAUUAUGAGUCUCAAGACAACAAUGGUGUAUCGGAUGAUGCUGAUCAAGAAGACACCAGCAAAAACCUUGAUGAGGAGACUGCUCAAAAUCCGAAUAUGGAGACUGCCAUCCACGAAGCUGACUCUCCUCCUCCCAGACUUGGAUUUUUGUCCAGGUUCUUUAUCACUCCAGAGUUCUUCUGGUUCAAAUGCCUGAGCUUUAUGCUUUCCUCCUUUGCUCUUUAG